Maniola jurtina (meadow brown) is the source of this 2550-nucleotide messenger RNA. RefSeq names its product probable nucleoporin Nup54 (gene Nup54). Gene Ontology annotation, molecular function: structural constituent of nuclear pore. Gene Ontology annotation, biological process: NLS-bearing protein import into nucleus; nuclear pore organization; protein localization to nuclear inner membrane. The record is from RefSeq and is a predicted model, not a curated record. Gene Ontology annotation, cellular component: nuclear pore; nuclear pore central transport channel. The transcript has 13 exons. Lineage: Eukaryota; Metazoa; Arthropoda; Insecta; Lepidoptera; Nymphalidae. Bases 167 to 1858 code for a protein of 563 amino acids.
CACCAUGGACCUAUUACAGUGAGUGGUCAUCAGCAUAGAGUAGGAUGUCAUCAGUGAGAAAAACCAAAAACUUGUAUUAAAAACAAUUUCUUUCUUUCUAGUUUAUUUUCAAUACAGUUCGUUUUUGACUUUACUAGCUUACGUCAAGUAUUAAAUUGUUUUUACAAUGGCGUUUUCGUUUGGUUCUACAUCACAAAGUACCGGUUUCGGAGCAGCCUCCAAACCUACAUUUUCGUUUGGAAGCACUAAUACAGCAACUACUAGUACAGCUGGGUUUGGUGGUUUUGGAACCACUACAUCUUCAUCUGGCUUUGGAGCAUUUGGUGCAACAGCGUCUAGUGCAGCACCAUUUAGUGGACUAGGUACUGCGACAACUACUACACCUUCUAUUUUUGGUGGAACAGGAUUCGGCGCCACAGUUGCUAAACCUGCUACAGGAUUCGACACUGGUGCCUUUGGAACCAAUUUCAAACCAACCUUUGGAGCAGGCACAUGCUUUGGAGCUGGUACUUCAACAUUUGGUAGUGCAGUGCCAGCAUUUGGCACCAAUACACUAGGAGGGAAUACUUUUGGCACUGGAUCCAAUUUUGGCUCCACAUUUGGAAAACCAGCCACAACCAGUUUUGGAGGGUUUGGCACUGGACUUGGCACCUUCGGCCAACAACAGCCACAGCAACAACAGCAACCGCAAGGGCCAACAAACGCUCACGAGGCGUUGAUCGCGGCGGUGUUCAACUGCUGCGUGUUUGGGGACGAGAGAGACCAGGUGCUCGCCAAGUGGAAUCUGUUGCAGGCGCAGUGGGGGACUGGCCAAGCUUACUAUAGUCGUAAUGCACCAGCACUGGAGCUCAACGAGCAGAACCCGCUCUGUCGCUUCAAAGCUGUGGGAUACUCGAGGUUAGGAGGCAAAGAGGACAAAGAUGGACAUGUUGCCUUGCAGUUCAACAAAACAGAACAAGAAAUUAAGAACAACCAACAAUCUCUUACGGUUUCACUGUCUGGCCUUCUGGGGAACAAACCAAACUUGGCUGUCAAUAUUGAAUCUAUAAAGGCUAUAUCUGAAACUAAAAGCUUGGUUGUGAUAUAUGUAACUGACAAAGCAGCCAACAAUGUCCACAUCAGUGCAUCGGAGCUUGGUGCGUUUUUAAACGCAGGAGCGGCUCGUACCGCGCUAAGCAACGCGGGCUGUACUAGUGUCACCCCGGUCACCCGUCCCGCACCACAGAUGCUAGAGCAGUACUUACAGAGUCCACCUCCAGGUAUGGACAUGCGUCUCUGGAAACAGGCUCAGGCUGAUAAUCCUGAUCCCGAGAACUAUAUUCCAGUUCCUAUCAUAGGAUUCACAGAGAUAAAGUUCCGAGCACGCUGUCAAAGCGAGGAGGCAGCGUUGCAAGCGAGCUGGCUGAAGCGCGCCGCCGACACGCUCGCCGAGCUGCGCACGCGCCGCGCCGCCGCCGCCUCCACCCUGGCGCGCCUCUCCGCCUCGCUGCAUGCGCUUAAACAUACGCUGCUGCAGGUGAUAGCCCGUCAAGAAGUGGUUGGUUUGGUGGGCGUAGCGUUGAGUCCUGAGGAGGAAGCAGCUCGCGCGAGAUUGCAGGAGCUUGCAUCGCAGCUGGCCGCACCUCCCCUUUAUAAUGGUCGCCUGAAUGAACUGUUGUGCGCCAUGCGACUACAACGCAGCGCAAGCUCGGGCGCGUCCCAUGAAAGAUACCAUUUGGAUGCAGGUGCGCAAGAGGAUAUGAAGCAAUUCCUAUCGCUGCAACAGCGCGGCAUGGCGCAUUUGUUGGACACCGCGCGUAACGACCUCGCAGCGCUCAACACCAUCGCGGAGGGCAUGGCGCGGCUGGUGCGCGCUUAGCACAGCCUCUCCGCCGCCGUGGACUAUUCCACGCGCUUCGUGGGGUGGCUCGAGUGACUUGUGCAGUGACAUUUAUGUGAGUGACAUAAAAAAUCUUCAGUAUUCGUCAAAUGAACGUCUCGAUAAUUUUAUCCAUUAAAUACAAAGUUUAUUUUAUAAUUAUAACGGACUUUUAUUAACGACAGUUUGUCGUUUGUGCAUUGUCAUAAACUACGUGUCUAAGCUACUAGUAACAUCGCAGCUUUGUGAAAUGAGAUGCGAGAUCACUAGGUUCUCAAUCGCGGAAAGUAUGGUGCGACUGGUCCGGGCUUAGCAUAGCCUCUAGUGACUUGCAGUGAUAUUUAUGUAUGGCAUAAACAUUCCUCAAUACUCGUAAAACGCCUAGAUAUAUAAUUGUCUGUUAACAAAGUUAGUUUAAAAAAAACAGAGCUUAUAAAGGACCAUUUGGUAGUCAUAAAAUAUCAUAAAUUACGCUCAGUUUUCAAAUUAUAGAUAGCAGCUAGCUAGAGCUUCUAAGCUAAAUGCAACAUAGAUUGAUAUUUAAUAUUAUUGUAAUUGAUGGAAGUAACCAUCAAAUUUUCAGUUGCUGUGCAACAAUUAAUUUCCAAAAGUUUGUAAAAUCUUUAAGUUGUGUGUUUUAUACAGGUGUAAAAUUUAAAAUUCAUAUAAAAUAAACCACAUUUCCAAAUAAA